GCUCAACCCGCUCCCCGUGUGACGUGAAGGACCUCCUCCUCCGACACACAGCAGCAGUGAUGGCGGACUACGACAACUACGAGGAUCGGGACCGGGCCUACGGGAGCUUCGGCGGCGGCAGAGGGCCCCGGGCAGGCGGCAGGAAGCAGAAGGAGCUUCCCACGGAGCCUCCCUUCACGGCGUACGUUGGGAACCUGCCGCUGAACGCCGUGCAGGGCGACAUCGACAUCAUCUUCAAAGAGCUCAACAUGCGCAGCGUGAGGCUGGUCCGCGACAAAGAAACAGACAAGUUCAAAGGCUUCUGUUAUGUGGAGUUUGAAGAUCUGGAGUCUCUAAAGGAAGCGUUGACGUACGACGGCGCUCUGCUGGAUCACAAGGCUCUGAGGGUCGACAUCGCAGAAGGGCGGAGACAAGAGAGGGGGGGCCCAGGGGGCGGCCGAGGCGGGGGCGGAGGAGGGGGCUUCGACUUCCGGAAAGAUGACGUGCGAGGAGGCGGCGGCGGAGGACGAGGAGGCUCUCGAGGAGCUCCAGGAGGAGGAGGUCGAGGAUCCAGAGAGGACUUCGAUAAUCAGGACGGAG
This is a messenger RNA of Trematomus bernacchii (emerald rockcod), 579 nucleotides long. It is a transcript of the gene eif4h, whose product is annotated as eukaryotic translation initiation factor 4h. Gene Ontology annotation, molecular function: RNA binding. NCBI's taxonomy places the organism in Eukaryota, Metazoa, Chordata, Actinopteri, Perciformes, Nototheniidae. The record is from RefSeq and is a predicted model, not a curated record.